GUGCUAUGAGUGUUCAAAGCCGAUUGAAUUAUGGAAAUCCACCAAGUGCACUUAGUGAAAUGAGUGUCCAAAGCCCAUUCAGUACUGAGAGUCCCCAGGGUGACAUCAAUGUUCUAAAUCAAUCUAAUAUCUUGACCCCAAUUACUGAUGAUGCUCAUGAACACAGAUCAGCUCUAACUAAAGAAGUUGAGAGAAUCAAGCCCACAUUUCUUGGUCAGAGCGACACUGAAAGUCAAUCUGCAACAAGAUAUUCAAAGAUGGGAGAUCACCAAAAUGUCACAAGUCACCAGGAUACAGGAUAUAACAAGAGUAGAAUGGUUGGUCAGGUUUCUACUGGUUCUUAUUCUACACAGAGGAUUCCUGUGUCAUUGAACGUAAAAAAACCAAAAUUCAGGAAGACUAGUUUAAAACAAUCUAAAGCAUCUUAUUUGUUAAAUUACAUUCAUGAUGUAGUAGCUGUAGAUGCACGGUGGUUAGUAUUUGUAAGAGAGAAAUGUGUACAAAUCAAAUUUGACUUGCAUCUGAUCAAGACAAUAGAGAAGGCUAUGAGAUGUGUCACACUUACACCUGAUAACUGUCUAGCAUUUAUAAGUGGUAGUGACGAUGGUGAUGGUGAUGGUAAUGGAGUUAUUUGCAUCUACGCUCAAGAUGGUCAGCACAUCAAAGACAUCACCACACCAUUCACUAAUCUAAGUGGUAUUGCAUGUAAUAGUGAUGGUGAGUUAGUUGUUAGCGACACAUAUACUAAGACUAUAUCACACAUAAACUAUCAAACUGGCGAAAAGCUGCAUACAACAUCAGAUACAGAAUUGUUUGAUUGGCCUCAUUACAUUGCAGUAAGUAACAACAACAAUGUGAUUGUGUCCGAUAUGGGUAGAGACUGUAUCACAGUGGUGAGCAGACAGGGUAAGAAGCUGCUGCAGUAUGGUACUAUUGGAUCAGAAGAAGGACAGUUACACUCUCCACAUGGAGUGUGUUCUGAUGGGGAGCACAUCAUAGUAGCUGACUAUUGGAAUCAUAGAGUCAGUUUAAUCAGCUCAGAUGGGAACUUCUUACAACAUCUCCUCACUAGGGGUGAUGGACUGGCUGGACCUAUGGCAGUGACUAUAGGUCAUCAGGGCAAUCUUCUAGUAGGGGAUAUGAACGGACACCUCUUUGAAGUAGAUUACAAA
Messenger RNA from Owenia fusiformis, 1172 nucleotides. The record is from the annotation of a GenBank genome assembly. NCBI's taxonomy places the organism in Eukaryota, Metazoa, Annelida, Polychaeta, Sabellida, Oweniidae.